This is a messenger RNA of Vollenhovia emeryi, 1983 nucleotides long. RefSeq names its product group XV phospholipase A2-like. NCBI's taxonomy places the organism in Eukaryota, Metazoa, Arthropoda, Insecta, Hymenoptera, Formicidae. Gene Ontology annotation, biological process: lipid metabolic process. The transcript has 7 exons. Bases 300 to 1526 code for a protein of 408 amino acids. The record is from RefSeq and is a predicted model, not a curated record.
AGCGACAACGUGCCGCGUCCGCCGCUCCGAUUGGUCGGCUGCCGAUCGCGAGUGUCUCCCCACUUCCGGCGCAUGUGCGCAAGGCGACGUCAGCUGAUUAGUGCCGACUGAUGACAAACAACGCGGCGGGCCGAGAGCGCUUGCCCAGUUGGCUCGCCGCAGCUCGUCGGAUUCGGAGAGGAAGAGGACGACGCGAGAGGGAGAUCGAAUUUGGUGGCCGAGGUGUUUGACUCCCUAAGGUACACGUGCUUCUAAUUCUCGCCCACCGCUUCAGAGUCCAUCGCAGCCCGCGACAAACAAUGCGCCUGGUGGCUCUUCUGAGCGUAGCAAUCGUUCUCUCGCUCUCCGCGCGAUCGGCGGGAUCCUGGCACGUGAAAACAAAACAAAUAUCGCCCGUUAUUUUAGUUCCAGGUGAUGGGGGCAGCCAGGUCGAGGCAAGGAUCAACAAGUCGUCGGUGGUGCACUACAUCUGCGAGAAACUAUCCAACGAUUACUUCAAUCUAUGGCUGAACAUGGAGCUGCUCGUGCCGGUCGUGAUAGACUGCUUUAUCGAUAAUCUUAAAUUGAAUUACGACAAUGUAACGAGAACUACCAGCAAUCAACCUGGAGUGGACAUAAGGAUCCCAGGAUGGGGCGAUCCGUUUGUGGUCGAGUACAUAGAUCCCAGUAAAGCCUCGCCAGGCUCGUACUUCAAGGACAUCGGGAAUACGCUGGUGAACGAUUUGGGAUACGUCAGGAACUUGUCGCUACGCGGCGCGCCCUACGACUUCAGGAAAGGACCUAGCGAGAGCGAGGAGUUCUUCACCAAGCUGAAAGCCCUGGUCGAGGAAACGUACACAAUGAAUAAUAACACGCCAGUGACGUUGCUGGCUCACAGCAUGGGCGGACCUAUGACCCUCAUAAUGUUACAACGUCAGAGUCAGAAGUGGAAGGAUAAAUAUAUCAAUACCCUCAUCACGCUUAGCGCCGUCUGGGCAGGAUCUAUCAAGGCUAUCAAAGUGUUUGCUAUUGGAGACGACUUGGGCGCGUAUUUUCUUCGUGAAAGCGUACUAAGAGACGAACAGAUAACGAGUCCAAGCCUGGGAUGGCUGUUACCCUCGAAACUAUUUUGGAAAGACACCGAGAUCUUGGUGCAAUCGGAUCAGAAAAAUUACACGUUGAACAAUUUACAACAAUAUUUUAUCGACAUAGACGUUCCCAAUGCUUGGGAAUUCAGGAAGGACAACGAGAAGUACCAGUCGGAUUUUACAGCGCCAGGUGUUGAAGUACAUUGUUUAUACGGCAGCAAAGUGAACACUGUAGAAAAAUUGUAUUAUAAGCCCGGUACAACUAUAAAUGGUUAUCCUCAGUUAAUAUUUGGGGAUGGCGACGGGACGGUGAACAUAAGGAGCUUGGAAGCGUGCACACAUUGGCAGACAUCACAGAAACAAAAAAUUUAUAAUCAAGGUUUCCCCGGAGUAGAUCACACGAAUAUCUUGAAGAAUUCUGACGUUUUAACAUAUGUCAAGACAAUUUUAAAAGUAUAACAUGAUUUUUAUUAGUAAGAAGAUGCAAAAGGAUAUGACAGAUUAACGUAAUUAAAUUCUGUUAAUACUUUUGCUUGAUAAUCUUAACUUUUAUAUAAAUUGAUAUUCAAAAUACAAUAUUGUUACACUCGCAUUGUGACAGUCCCUAGGUUCGAACAGAAUCGAAUUGCUAAUUGGUUGUUUGUGUACGGACGUCUUCGUGAUUUUGCGUUGAAUUGUACCAGUUCCGUUUUGCAAGAUUUGUAAUUUCGCUGCUGAUAAACGUGCUUGUUCCUUCGAACUGAGAGUUUUCGCUUCUCUACACGAACGGGAGUGUGCGGGCGCGAUCAUGCAUAAGCGAGUGAGUCUCGGGCGCAACAAUGUAAAAUGAUAACAAAAUUGAAAUGAGGUUUUCUUAUCUUAACGAAGUAAUUUCGUUUAUAUUUUCAACAAUUUAUUAAAAAGUACGACACUGUAA